AUCCGCUCCCUACUACACGUAAGCCGCCGGAGCUUCCGGUCCGGAGCCAUCGGCUUUGCGAGCAGCAGCAGCAGCAGAAGCAGCCGCGUCCUGGUCUCAGGGGCCCCAAGCCGCCGGCUUCGGGUUGAGGCUUCCCUAGACAGCCACGGACCGAGCACAGAGCUUCUCUGUACGGUGAGGGGUGGCUCCUAUGCCCGACCAGCACCGGCGUUCGCAAGACGAAGAUGCUGGCCCGCCUGCUGCCGCCCGUGCUGCUGGUGCUGUGGGCAGCCAGCGAAAGCGGCCGCUGUGAUGUGCCUUGUCCAGCGUACUGCGUCAAUUCGUUCGCUGUGUUCAGGCCCGAGGACAGGCGCAUCAGGUGGAUCAAAGGCCCGGACGCCUCGAGCUUUGUGAGGAUCUUCAAGACAGUGUUGAAUCCCGGGUCGUCGACGACCACCGUGACGAUACGCAUCAAGGGCGUUGACGUUCCUGUGCCUUCAAACUCAAAGUCUUUGAUUGUGGAAAUACUGAAGAGGCACCCGGACCUCGCCGAGAUUCUAAUCGAUAUCCUGCGGGAUAGGCCCUUACACCCGUCGGGGCGCACGCCCAAUGGAGGUGUGAUGCAACCGGAUUUGUUGACGCCGCCCUUCGAUCACGGCAACCCUUCUGCAAGUGUGCGGGCCCCUCAUCCGAUGCCUGGGUUUCCUGGCAAUCCGUCCGGGUCAAUUAUAUCCCCUGGAGUCAUACCUUCAUUCACUGGGAAACCCGGAGUGCCUACUGAAAUGACAAUGUUCAAGCCUGAGUUACCUAUUCCAGGAAGUCCGGGAAUGCCGGGAGAGCCGGGAAUUCCGGGAAUGCCGGGUGUGCCGGGUAUGCCGGGUAUGCCGGGUAUGCCGGGUAUGCCGGGUGUGCCGGGUAUGCCGCGUAUGCCGGGUAUGCCAGGUAUGCCGAGUGUUCCAGGUGUAUCGGGUGUGCCGAGCAUGCCGGAGGUGCCAGGAGCACCAGGGAUGCCAGGAGCGCCAGGGAUGCCAAUUAUGCCUGCCCUUCCACAGCCCGGUGGGCGCUAUGUACCUCCCGACGUUAUGAAGCCCGUUGAAAUUACGACCGGUUCUCAAACCGUUCCACCGGACAUUUUAUCUUAUCUUGAGCUCCUGGUCAAAAAUCCUGAUUACUUUGUUCCCAUUUACAACAUUCUGGUCAAUAAGGGCGUCCGAUUUCCCGACGUUACGAGGCCUUUCACUUACGUUAUAAUUAAUGGCCGCCACGUCAACCUGCCUAGGGCUGUUACGGUACUUUUUACAAUACGGAUCAAUGGUCAGCCGUUCGUGCUGCCUAGAGACGCCCCGAGGCUGGCGUCCUUCAUUAGCCAGAAUCCGGGUCAGAUGACCAUCAUCACGACGAUACUACGGCAGCUCGGCGCAGUUGUGACGACAAACCCUUCCGGCCAAAUUACGGGCUUCACUUUGUUUGGCAGGAGAUAUCCUCUUACAAACCCGGUCACUACGCAAGUUGUCGUAAACGGCCGCCGGUUCACUUUGCCUCGAGACUUUACGUCCUUGAUCAGCUUCGUGCAGAGCAAUCCUCAAGCAUUCCACAAAGUACUGCCUACUCUCAUUACGCUUGGCGCUCGCCCUCAGAAGUCUCCAACCGGGGAAAUUAAAACGAUCACAAUUAACGGCCGGAACUAUCCUGUGCGCUCCGUGGCACCCCUGCGCGUCACUAUUAAUGGACGAAUGUACACCAUUCCCGCGGACCUUGACGUCAUACUGAAGCAGCCUGGUAGCAUUAGCGUUGGCGAACUCAUCGGCGCUCUUCAAAAGUUACGCAUCCCCGUGACUGUAGACCCGGACACUGGAAAUGUUGUCGGGAUCGUCAUGGACGGUGUGCCUAUCCCAUUCCCCGUGAUUGUUCGCUUACGCGUCAACCUUGGCGGCCGAGUCUACAGGAUACCACGCGAUCUUCCCGCUGUCGUCACCUACCUAGAGCAGCAUGGCAUGCCUGCCAAAGUCCUGUCGUUCUUGUACAACCAGUUUGGCAUCAUGCCAGUGCGAGACAGCAGCAACGCCGUGACAGCGAUAUCGUUCAACAAACGCCUGUACCCCGUGAAGCGUCAGUCAGAUACCGUAAUCAAUAUCGGAGGAGGACGCUUCACGCUGCCCAGGGAAGCACCAAGGUUAGUGCGCAUGCUAAAAGAUCACAGAAUCUCCAUUGAACAGUUUCUGAUCGUCAUACAGCAGGCUGGCUACAAGCUCAUACCGGGCCCCGAUGGCGUUCUUCACAGCGUCCAAAGGGGAUUUGACGUGCUAGAAUUGCCAGUGAAUAUCCGCCUCAUUGUGAACAUCAACGGGGUCCGCUACAGGGUGCCCGCAGACCUGCCUCGAAUCACUCAGGUCUUACAGACUAUAAGGAAUCCCAGCGGAAUCCAGGAAAUUCUUGUUAGCCUCCAGAAGAUGGGAGUGAUAGUUCAGCGGAGCGCAAGUCAGGUCACGCUCAUUUUCAAUGGCCGGCGCUACUCAUUCCCGUAUAUUAUUGGCGGCCGCGGUGCCGGCGGCGAACCGUCCGCGCCUCCCUCGGGAACGAUGACCAUUCGCGUGAAUUUAAACGGCCGCUGGUUCUCGCUUCCUGACCAGAUCCAGGAUAUGAUGACCUUCGCGCGCUCCAGCGGACCGAUGGCUAUUCAGAUUCUCAUUAGGACGCUGCGUUCGCAAGGCAUCACUGUCAACAUGACACCCGACGGCGGUGACAUCAUAUCAAUAGUGAUCCGAGGUCAACUCUAUCCAGUGCAGGGAACCGGCCGGGCGCCUUCCGUCGCCGGUGGCAUCAGCGACGGCAAGAAUGUGCAGGUCAUCAUCCGGGGCCGUGCUUUUAUGAUUCCUCGGGACAUCAAAAUCCUUCGCCGUUCGUUGCCAGGUUUCCAGUACGGUGAACUCAUAUUAGCGCUGCAUCGCGUCGGGGCCUUGCUCGAAGUAGACGAGCGAGGUAACUUCUACGGCAUGCGCGUCCAAGGUCGGCUGAUCAAGUUCGCCGUCAUCUUCCGGGUGAACGUGAUGCUGGAGAAGAGCGGUCACAAGUAUCGCGUACCGCUAGACCUCGCGGAGCUGGCUCAAGGACUCUCCAGUGGCCGGAACUGGAACUGGAAGAUCGUCCGAAGAGUGCUGUACAACUCGGGCGUCGAGGUGCAGGGAGGCUCCGUUGGGGCUCCUCGUGCCAUCGGAUUCCAGGGCAAGUUCUUCGAACUGCGCCGCAUGGUCAAAGGCUAGACUGAUUUGCCCACCUUUCGAGUCAGAGAUCUAUACGUAUAGGUGCAACGUUACCACUUCUCUCGACCUUCGUGGCGAAGCUGCGUACUUCGCAAUUGUUAAUAAAUAAAACGCACACUCUGCUUAGAUUUUUCCACGCAGUGUUUGGCGAGCUGCAACGUGGCGCUGUUGGGACACGUGUCAAACAAAAAACUCCCGCGAGGCGAAAUUAUCGCUCUCAUGACCGCGAGUUAACGUCACGAUUGCUUCUGCGGACAUGGAGUGUUCCCCCUUUGAACCGAGGUGGAAGCUACGGCGUUGAGCGUGAGAAAAACAAUAAAUGACAACAAACCACUUAUUUCUCUA
Dermacentor andersoni is the source of this 3584-nucleotide messenger RNA. RefSeq lists its product as uncharacterized. The record is from RefSeq and is a predicted model, not a curated record. NCBI's taxonomy places the organism in Eukaryota, Metazoa, Arthropoda, Arachnida, Ixodida, Ixodidae.